AUGGACGUCACAAACGACAAUCUACAAGAGCUGAAGUAUCGGCUGGAGGAUGCUACAAUCAAGUGCUCAGAGCGAUGUCUUUACCAAUCGUCGAAGUGGGCAGCAGAGAUGCUUGACUCACUUUCACCAAUUGAUCACGAAGAGACGGACCCCGAAUCUCCGAUGGAGAUCACAGAUCCCAUCCCCCCGCCCAUCAACCCAUACCUACGACCCCAAGACCCCACCGAGGCCGCCCUCGAAAUCCAAGAAACUCAUAAAUACCUCCUCGCGAAAUCCUACUUUGACACUCGCGAAUAUGAUCGCUGCGCAGCCGUAUUUCUACCACCAAAUACCCCUCCGGUUCCGCUCUCCCUGACCUCUCCCAACUCAAAACCAAAACAAUCACGACAUUCGCUAAAAGGCAAGGACAAGGCGUCCCCAUUCCUAGGCUCCAAGGGCCCUGUCGCGCGGAAUCCAUACCCAAGACUUACAGAUGGUGGGAUGGCGGUCAACAGAGAACUCCCGGAUCUUGCCCGAGGCUUAGAAGGAUGGCUGAUGGAGCGCAGCUCAAAAGGGCUGGAUGAUAAAGGACAAGGCUGGUUGGAAUAUCUCUAUGCGGUAAUUCUGCUCAAAGGACGGAAUGAAGAGUUGGCCAAAAAGUGGUUGCUUCGAAGUGUGCAUCAGAACCCAUUCCACUGGGGAGCAUGGCAAGAGCUUAACGAUCUGUUGGCAAGCACCGAGGAUCUGAAACAAAUCGUGGACCAGCUGCCUCAAAACAUCAUGACCCUCAUAUUCCACGUUUACUGCAGCCAGGAACUAUACCAGGCCACGGAAGAUACAUACCAGGCUCUUUCAGAGCUCGAGUCAAUCUUUCCCACCAGUGCAUUUUUGAAGACCCAAAGAGCACUCCUUUACUACCACUCCAAAGAUUUCGAGGAAGCGUCAGCUAUUUUCACUGAUAUCUUAGCCACAUCGCCCCACCGCUUGGAUAGUCUCGACCAUUACUCUAACAUUUUGUAUGUCAUGAAUGAGCGGCCACGCCUGGCCUUUGUCGCCCAAAUCGCUACCGCAACAGACAAAUUUCGCCCAGAAACAUGCUGCGUCGUGGGUAACUACUACUCUCUCAAAUCAGAACAUGAGAAGGCCGUUAUGUACUUCCGUCGUGCAUUAACAUUGGACCGAAACUUCCUCUCGGCCUGGACUCUAAUGGGCCAUGAGUACAUCGAGAUGAAAAACACCCAUACUGCUAUUGAAUCGUAUCGUCGGGCCGUCGAUGUGAACCGAAAAGACUAUCGUGCCUGGUAUGGUUUGGGCCAAGCUUAUGAGGUGCUUGACAUGUCCUUCUACGCCCUCUUUUACUACCAACGUGCCGCUGCCCUUCGCCCCUACGACCCGAAGAUGUGGCAAGCCGUCGGCUCAUGCUAUGCGAAAAUGGGCCGAGUCGAGCAAAGUAUCCAGGCACUUAAACGUGCGCUUGUGGCCGGGUCUUACUAUGCAGACGACACCGCACCAAGCGCAAGCCCUGGCGCGAGCGCUCGUAAAGUGCUCGACCCCGAAACCCUGCACCAGAUCGCGACACUAUAUGAGCGUCUCGGAGAUGAAGAGGAAGCGUCUGCGUAUAUGGAACUAACUCUCCAACAAGAAACAGGCGGCGCGCCUGUCCAAGAUGAGAACUCCGAAGAGGAUGAGUAUUCGUCUGCUUCGGAGAAUGCGGCUCAAAGCGACGGGGAACACUCCGGCGACGAUGAUGCCGACAAUAUGCCUCGUUCUCGCCGUCGACAAAAGCCCCGUACAUCUUCCUUCGCGAUGCAAAACGAUGAUUCUAAUGCGGGAGAGACGUGGCACCAGCCCACGGCCACUACAUCCAAGGCGCGGCUCUGGCUGGCUCAGUAUGCCUUGCGACACGAGGACUUGGAGCGGGCAGAUCAGUUGGCAAGCGAGCUAUGUCAGGAUGGUAUGGAGGUGGAAGAAGCAAAGGCGAUCAUGCGAGACGUUCGUGCGCGGAGAGAGGAAGCAGGGUAG
Molecule: messenger RNA, 2001 nt
Organism: Penicillium cosmopolitanum
Lineage: Eukaryota; Fungi; Ascomycota; Eurotiomycetes; Eurotiales; Aspergillaceae
Product: anaphase promoting complex subunit CDC23
Exons: 5
Coding region: 1-2001 (666 amino acids)
Biological process (GO): cell division
Cellular component (GO): anaphase-promoting complex
Molecular function (GO): protein binding
Source: RefSeq, a predicted model, not a curated record